Molecule: messenger RNA, 1338 nt
Organism: Cladophialophora psammophila CBS 110553
Lineage: Eukaryota; Fungi; Ascomycota; Eurotiomycetes; Chaetothyriales; Herpotrichiellaceae
Exons: 2
Coding region: 1-1338 (445 amino acids)
Biological process (GO): carbohydrate catabolic process
Molecular function (GO): magnesium ion binding; L-rhamnonate dehydratase activity
Source: RefSeq, a predicted model, not a curated record
AUGUCGAGGGUCAAGUCCUUUCCUACCAUCAAGGCCGUUCGGACCUUCGUUAUCGACGGCGUAGGUUCCGGCGGCGACUAUCACAAUGUCAAAGGCGGACACUGGCUGAUUGACAACAAAAUCGCCACGCCCAUGUCCAAAUGGGAUCGAUAUCGAACUUCUCGAACCUCCUUUGGCAUCAAUGUGCUUGGUUCCUUUUGUGUUGAGAUUGAAGCCACAGAUGGCACUAAAGGUUUCGCUACGGGAUUCGGUGGACCGCCUGGCUGCUGGCUAGUCCAACAACAUUUCGAACGAUUCCUUCUGGGACGAGAUCCGCGAGACGUGAACGAUAUGUACGAGCUCAUGUACAAAGGUUCCAUGUUCUACGGACGUAAGGGUCUCUCCGUAGCGGUCAUCUCUGUAAUUGACCUGGCUCUGUGGGAUCUUUUGGGCAAGAUCAGGAACGAGCCAGUCUACAAAAUGAUCGGUGGUGCUACAAGAGACAGACUUCACUUCUAUUGCACUGGUCCCGAGCCCGCAGCUGCACAAGAAAUGGGCUUUAUUGCUGGUAAGGUGCCCCUGCCCUUCAGCGCCGACGAGCCAGAUAGCCUCAAAAAGAACAUCGCAUAUUUGAAGAAGCAAAGGGAAGCAGUCGGCCCAGACUUCCCUUUGAGAGUCGAUUGCUGGAUGUCCUUGAAUGUUUCCUACACCAUUGAGCUCGUAUCCGAGGCCAAGAGGCAGGAUAUCCGAAUAGAUUGGUGGGAGGAGGUACUGUCGCCAGACGACUUUGAUGGGUUCCAACUGUUAAAGAGGGCACAUCCAGACACCAAGUUCACGACAGGGGAACACGAAUACUCACGAUAUGGAUUUCGCAAACUUAUCGAAGGCCGCAAUGUCGACAUUAUCCAACCGGACGUCAUGUGGCUUGGUGGCUUGACGGAACUUCUCAAAGUUUCUUCGAUGGCAGCGGCGUACGACAUCCCAGUCAUCCCGCAUGCCUCCGGCCCUUAUUCCUACCAUUUCGUUGUCAGCCAACAUAACUCUCCCUUCCAAGAAUAUCUAGCAAACAGCCCUGACGGGCAGAGCGUUCUACCCGUCUUCGGUGACCUGUUCCUGGACGAGCCGAUUCCCACAAAGGGUUACUUGGACGUUAGUGUAUUGGAUAAGCCUGGAUUUGGGCUUGAAUUGAAUCCCAAUGCUCGCUUGAUCGAUGCCACAAAUUUGCUGGGCAUGAAGCCGCAGAGGUCGCUGACAAUACCAGUCGAUACGGAGCAGGUCAAGGUUAAGGAAUCUCAAGCUAACGGGGAUCAGCCUCGUGUGCAAGCUAACGGUUCAAUGGUUGGGAAUCAUGUUGCUUGA